Hyaloscypha bicolor E is the source of this 342-nucleotide messenger RNA. RefSeq names its product ankyrin. Gene Ontology annotation, molecular function: transcription cis-regulatory region binding; protein binding. Gene Ontology annotation, biological process: positive regulation of transcription by RNA polymerase II. The record is from RefSeq and is a predicted model, not a curated record. Gene Ontology annotation, cellular component: nucleus. NCBI's taxonomy places the organism in Eukaryota, Fungi, Ascomycota, Leotiomycetes, Helotiales, Hyaloscyphaceae. The transcript has a single exon. The annotation marks the transcript as partial.
GCUGCCCGGAACGGGCACGAGGCCGUCGUGAGGCUGCUGCUCGACCGCGGCACCGAGCUCGAGACUAAGGAUACGAGUGGCCUAACGCCGCUAUCGUGGGCUGCCCAGAACGGGCAUGAGGCCGUUGCAAGGCUGCUGCUCGACCGUGGCGCCGAGCUCAAGACUAAUGAUCCCUUCUCUGGCUUGACGCCGCUGUCAUGGGCUGCUGAGGGCGGGCAUGAGGCCGUCGUGAGGCUGCUGCUAGACCGUGGCGCCGAGCUCAAGACUAAUGAUCCCUUCUCUGGCUCGACGCCGCUGUCAUGGGCUGCUUGGAACGGGCACGAGGCCGUCGUGAGGCUGCUG